Molecule: messenger RNA, 1216 nt
Organism: Betta splendens (Siamese fighting fish)
Lineage: Eukaryota; Metazoa; Chordata; Actinopteri; Anabantiformes; Osphronemidae
Gene: dpm1
Product: dolichyl-phosphate mannosyltransferase subunit 1, catalytic
Exons: 9
Coding region: 51-803 (250 amino acids)
Biological process (GO): GPI anchor biosynthetic process; protein O-linked glycosylation via mannose
Cellular component (GO): endoplasmic reticulum membrane
Molecular function (GO): dolichyl-phosphate beta-D-mannosyltransferase activity
Source: RefSeq, a predicted model, not a curated record
GUAGUUUUUUUUACUGAACACAGUGAGACGUGAAGUGGGUUGACGUCGCCAUGACAAGUCGAAAGGCUUCACAUCUAAACCGGCAUAAUGAGGACAAAUAUUCAGUUUUAUUGCCUACCUACAACGAAAGAGAAAACCUGCCUCUGAUAGUGUGGCUUUUGGUGAAGUAUUUUGAUGAAAGUGGUUACAACUACGAGAUUAUUGUAAUUGACGACGGAAGCCCAGAUGGGACACUGCAGGUGGCGGAGCAGUUGCAAAGGAUUUACGGAGAAGACAAAAUACUUCUACGUCCUAGAGCGAAAAAGUUAGGACUGGGCACGGCCUACAUACACGGCAUGAAGCAUGCCACUGGCAACUUCAUCAUCAUAAUGGAUGCAGAUCUCUCUCAUCAUCCCAAAUUCAUCCCAGAAUUGAUUGCAAAACAGAAGGAUGGUAAUUAUGACCUGGUCUCUGGUACACGAUACAAGGGGAAUGGAGGUGUUUACGGCUGGGAUCUGCGCAGGAAAUUUAUCAGUCGGGGAGCCAACUUUUUGACUCAAGUGUUGUUAAGGCCUGGUGCUUCAGACCUCACAGGCAGUUUCAGGCUAUACAAGAAGACGGUGCUGGAGAACCUGGUGAAGCGAUGUCUGUCGAAAGGGUACGUUUUUCAGAUGGAGAUGAUAAUCCGCGCCCGAGAGCUCAACUACACAAUUGGCGAGGUUCCCAUUACCUUUGUGGAUCGAGUUUAUGGAGAGUCCAAACUAGGCGGGAACGAGAUUCUGUCAUUUGCAAAAGGACUGCUCACACUCUUCGCCACGACAUGAUGAUUUGUGGCGUGCCCAGUCUUGGACAUCCCACAGUCACGUCAUACCCCUCUCACUCAUCAGGUUGCCGUCUUAAUGCAGUGGUUACAUCAGAAUUGUGACGAAACAGAAAUGCUCGUGCCCGUGGUCAGAUUGUGACUUGAUGGCCAAUGACAAGAUGCCUCACUCGCUCCUGUUAGCAGCAAAUGUACAGUCACCCCCCAACAGUUGUCCACAGUACUGAAAGAACAGAGUGCUUUACAUUCCUCUUCAACCAUCCUCUAAUGAAUUUUGAACAAAGCGCAGUGUCUCAUCAUUCCCUACACAGACAGCUGACUGGACUUUGCAUUAAAACAGUUGUCAAAAUGAUCUAACUGCACAAUUACCUGGUACAUCUUGGAUUGUUUUUACAAAAUUAAACAGCUUAUAUUGUU